CAUUUGACAUUUUAUUUGAUAAAAGCUUUAUUUACGUAAUUCGGCUAUUAAUUUCGUCUCGUGUUGAUUCUUCCAAGUUUUACAGGAAUGAAGAAAGUGUGUGCUACAGCCAGCGACCCCACUGUUCCUUCCCCCCGCAUUCCUGUAACUGACCAUGCUACCUCGGAGACUAAACUUUUACGCCCGUCAAGUGUGAAUGUCAAGCGUUCAGGAGUAACGAAGGGCGUUAAGGAUGGCGGCGAGCAACGCCCUCGUAAAGUAUAUAAGAACCAAUCUCCACAAUCUUCUGGCGACGCCGAGCCGAAUGCAGCGUGGCGUACGGAGAUGCGACGCGGCACGCAUGCGCUGCGGGACGUGAAGAAACACCUUGCGGAUUUACACCAGAAAGCUCUAUCAGGCACUUGGGGCGCCGAAGAAGUCCGCGCAGCGACAGCCCGGGCCGCACAACUCUUACGCGAAGCCGAGAGGCUUCAAAGAAGGGCCGCUGAGCUUCAUACCAACAGUGACCCGGCCUCUCGGAGUCCUGAUCGAGUGGCUAGAAGCCCUAACCGUCCUAGGAGUCCAGACUUUGACCGACACCGGCAGUGCCCGUGCCCGGAAGGGUAUCAACCAGGAGAUGCUUAUGAACCACCAUUGGUCCACGAGCUCCGUAUGGUCCCUCCAAGCGCUCUGCUAGCGCCAGCGAUGAAGCCUCCGCCGUCUUGCGGCCCCGGCUCUUUGAGAAGCAAGUCCGAGUUGGAGCUCUCGCGCCGCCUCAGUGAGAGUCUGGACAUGCAGGAACGAUUGGCCGCUGACAAUGCAGAUCUUGACGUCAAAAGGUACAUUCUGUAUAAGGAGUUGAUGGUGAAAGAACAGAGGUUGGAGACGGCGCGAGCGCAGGCGGCACGGCUGCAAGCGGAACUGAAAUUGUUGGCCAGGGACAAUGCUAGGUUGCAGGCUGCAGUUAGUGCUCAAUCCAAUUCUGAGAUACCUCAGCAACUACAGGAACCAGAACAGGACGUUCAGGAUAACACGGCCAGCGGCGAACCGGCAGAGAAUUACAACGAACUAGUUAAACAGCUAAGCGAGUUAGAGGAGCAAGUGCGGGUGGUACAAGAGAUGGCGACCACCAAACACGCUGGUGACCUCUGCGGCGGCAGGCCUUGUGCGGGCGGCGGCGGGGUCAACAUUUGCUAUGAACCGCAGGCGGGUAUGCCACCAAUGCCACCAACGCAACGUGAUUGCCACAAAUGCCCUCCGUGUCCCGCCUCCUGCAACCCAGAUGCAGCACCGACACCGGCAGAAAAAGAACUUAAGCAACUCAAAGAGAAGUUUCAAAAGACUGAAGAUGAAUGCAAGUACUACAUAGCAGAGUGCACACUGCUCCGCUCCGAGGUGCUAACGCGGAAGGAUGAGGCGGAGAAGGAGCGGUGCAUCGCCCGCGAGGCUAAAGAUAAACUGAGGCAGCUGGAGAUGAAAUUUGAAGGUCUGAGACCUAAGACCAACAUGCAGGGACCGGCGGAGAAGGCCUUUGAGACCGAAGUGAACGUGUCGCACCUCAGGUAUCUGCUCCGCGAGGCAAAUGGUGAGAUUGACCAGCAAGUCGCCCUGAUAACGGAGAUGGAGAAACAGCUUCAGGACUAUCGUGUGAAGUACCUUCAAGCUCAGCAGCUAGCGGAGGAGCAGACGAGGCAGCUGGCGGCGUUAGACGCCGAUAACGUCCGCAUAUCAGAACAGAUCAACUUUGAGAUCCAGCGCGUCAAGAUCAAGUUCCAAGAGAAACUCCAGGAGCUGACACCUCUACCCAAGCUGCUUCAAGCCACACACAGUCAGCUGCGAGACGCCCAGCAACAGCAAGCUCUUGCUGAACAUAGGGCCGAGCAGCUGGCCAGGGAGCUCAUAUGUGCCAGAGAUAAGAUUUCUGUCUUGGAGUAUAAAAUGAAACAGCCGACGGGACAGCCUCAGGGAGGAGACCGCGUGGCUGAAGGCAAACUCCUGGCCGCCACGCAGCAGCGGGUCUCGCAGCUCGCGGAUGAAAACAACAAGUUGAAAGCCGAACUGGAAAGAACCAAGAAUAGCGUCAUCCGUCUCGAAGAGUCUCUGGUUGCCUGUGGCAACCGGUUCCAGGAGAGGAUUAAUGAGAACCAGAAACUGCUGGGCGAACAGCAGAAGAUAAAAGAGGAAGCGGAGAGGGCCAUCGCUCGCGCCAACCAGCGGACUGAAACUGUUCGGAAAUGCAUGCAGACGACCAUCGCAGAGCUUGAGAGGCAACUUGCCGCAAGCAGGGCGAAGGUGGCGGUCGCAGACAGGGAAAGGGAAGAGCUCCGCCUUAACAUGGAGACCCAAGUUGCCCGGCUCCAGGACAACUGCGAGAUGGCGCACCGGCGCGUGCGCGGGCUCGCCGGGCAGGUUGCCAACCUGCACAAGGUCGCGCCGGACCCGGAGACGGCGCCGGACAACCGGCAGCCGUGCCUGUGCAAAGACUACAUGGAGACCCUUGCUCCAGAAGAUACAAAAUAAAUUUAGAUGUAUUUUAAUCACUAA
Cydia amplana is the source of this 2523-nucleotide messenger RNA. RefSeq lists its product as uncharacterized. Gene Ontology annotation, biological process: regulation of cilium assembly. NCBI's taxonomy places the organism in Eukaryota, Metazoa, Arthropoda, Insecta, Lepidoptera, Tortricidae. The transcript is spliced from 23 exons. Bases 88 to 2499 code for a protein of 803 amino acids. The record is from RefSeq and is a predicted model, not a curated record. Gene Ontology annotation, cellular component: centrosome.